AGUCUGCACUGAGGCGGAACGUAUCUCUCCAGCGACGGUUUCCUCGCGGAAGCCUUUUCCUGUAACACCAAAGACUCACAACAAGGGGGGGUUGAGAAGCUGUGUCCUGCUGCAGAAAUGACAGUCUCAUUAUUAUGGAAGCCUUUCCAUCGAAUUGCAAAUGGCAGGCUGAUGCAGCAAAGGACAAUGUCUCUUUAUAAUCAGACCCAUGGUUUUCGGGAGGAUGAAAUCAAAGCAAAGCUUCAACAGUUCACUGGUGGAUCUGUUGACCUUUCAAAGGAAGAUGAUGGGAUUGGGAUACUCACGCUGAACAAUCCAAGGUUUAUGAAUGCAUUUACAGGAACGAUGAUGAUAGAACUGCAGGAGAGAGUUGCUGAAUUGGAAAGCUGGAAGAAUGGGAAAGGGCUUAUCGUCCAUGGUGCAGAAAAUACAUUUUGCUCAGGAUCUGAUCUGAAUGCUGUCAGGACACUGUCCAGACCACAGGAUGGGGUAAAUAUGUGUAUGUUCAUGCAGAACAUCUUAACCAGACUCAUGAGGUUGCCUUUAAUUACAGUUGCAUUGAUUCAAGGGAAAGCUCUUGGAGGAGGAGCAGAACUGACCACUGCAUGUGACUUCAGGUUAAUGACCUCGGAGAGCGAAAUGAGAUUUGUCCACAAGCACAUGGGCUUAGUGCCAGGCUGGGGGGGAGCUGCCAGGCUCGUCCAAAUCCUUGGCAGCAGCCCUGCCCUCCGGUUGCUUAGUGGGGCUGAGAAAGUGGAUGCCGAGAGGGCCCUUUGCCUUGGCCUGAUAGAAGUCGUGUUGCCCUCAUCAGAGGAACGCAGACCUUUACAAGAAGCACGCACCUGGCUCAAUCUGUACACCAAGGGUCCACCUGAAGUAAUUCAAUCUGUGAAGAAAGUUGUUUCAGCAGGAAGGGAGCUACAGCUGGAAACUGCCUUAAGGAUAGAAAAGGAGAUUUUUGGAACUGUUUGGGGUGGUCCUGCCAAUCUGCAUGCCUUGGCUCAGAGAACAAAACAUAAAUGAGUAAUGCGUAAAAGAAAUGGUUCUUUUGCAAACAGUUUCGUAGGAAACCAUUAUGAAAGUUUAUUACCUCAGUAGGCAUUAAACUUUCUGGGACAUCUGCCCCAUACCUUCAUUCAGUAAUGUAGCAUCUGUUGGUACCACAAGUGGGCAUCUACCAUUGCCAUUUUUUUUAAAAAAAAUCAAUUUUACUAGGUAAAGCAGAGCAAUAGUUUCCUUUAUCCAUCUUACUUUCAUUUCCCGUGGUCUCUGUUCUUUUUUUUUGGCAUACCCACCAGCUAGGCAACUAUAGCUUUGAGGUAAAGGAGAAUAAUUCUGCUACCCUGGGAAUGGGGAAAGAUCAGGCAGCAGAUUGAAGGGUUGCGUUUGUGGUCUUACGAUAGGAGGGACCAAGGGUUUAUAUUACACAUUUAUGCACGGAUGUUUGUAGGGCUUUACACAGAUGCAGAAGCUUCUCUAUAGCCUGUGUUGGGGAAAUGUUUGAGACUGUGAUAUUAGGAUGUGUAUCUUUGCUUGGUCAUGAUAAGUUAUUGAGUGACCUUGAGUGGCAAGUUACACUCUCAGCCUCAGAGGAAGGCAAGAGCAAAUUCUGCCAAGAGAAUCUUGUGACCAGAGUUGCCUUAGGUUUGCUAUAAGUCAGAAAUGGCUUGAUGGCAUACAAGGGCUUCCCUACAUAUAUGACUUGGGUAUUUCAGAGUCCUUGUAACCUAGAAGUCUCAAUUCCCUUCUAACCAUUUUGUAAUUAAUGGGAGAUAUCAGAGACACAUGACUUUGGAGAGUCACAAGUCUUGAAAAUGUGGCAGAGCAAUGCCCGUCUCUACACAGAACAGGAAAUUGCUGCUAGAAAGCAGAUGAUGUACAGGAUAAGCAUAGAUCUACAUGUUAAAAAAUAGGAUUCCAUUUAAAAUCCUGGGUAGUUAAAAACUCACCAUGGCAACUAUGAUUGUACCCAGAAUAGUUCUAAAGUGCGCAUUUGCCCCUAAGUUGCAAAUCUCUAAAUUAUCUCUAAAAUGGGGAUAAAGGAAUUUUGGUUUUGAAAAAUCCAGAGAGAAAGCAUAUAAUCAUCCUCUGUAGGCCCCAAACAUUUCACUUCCAGUAGUUUGCUGUAUACUGGGGGUAGUAACUGCUUGCAUUUUUAACUACACUUUACUUCCAACACACUUUCAUCUGGACAAGAUGGAGUAGGGAAAUCCCAGUUGCAGGUAAAUAUGCAGAUAUAUUUUUGUAUCAUCGGAUCUCUGAUUGAUUUGGAUGUGGUGAUGUUAUUUUUAUUUGUGUCACAGAGUAUGGCUAUAUUUUUUGAAAUGUAUAUCUCCAUAAAAAUUUAAUUCUAGUAAAAGUAGUUACUAUUUGAGACAAAUUUUGUUGGUGGUUUCCUGGCUCCAAGCUCUUUAAGAUAAUCAUGAACAAGUAGAACUUUUGAUGUAUUGUAUAUACAUCAUGCACAGAAAACUAGCACAUUGAGAACUGACCUAGAAGCACAAAAGUAAAUUGUAAUGGGUCAAGCCUGAAUGUGACCAGUUCUUAAACUGCAUGGAAACAAUUCUCACAGCAGGGCAUGUUAUUUUAAAUAUUCCCCCCAAUAUGUAAAACUUAGGUUUUGUUGAAUUUGCUUUGAUUUGCACACUCAGUCCUCUUUGACUGUUGUACUCUGGCUGAUGUUGCAGAGCUGAAUCUAUUGAAAUGAAGACAUACUAUCAAGUUAUAAACAAGUAUGUUAAGAAGUCUGUAUAUAUCUCCAUGACCCAUUAAACAGACACAUUAAACAAUUUAUCAGCUGGAAAUACAGGAAUAAUUAAGAUUAGGUAUGCAAGGUAGUGUGUGUUACACUAAUUUAUUCCUAUAAUAUUAAAUGUUAUCACUUAAGAUGGUUAUAUAUUUGGGGAGACAUAUAUUUUAAUUGUAGGAUUUCCCAUGGAUACCAAAAUCCAGGGAUGCUUAUGUGGUUUGCUUUUUGGAUAUUUUUUGGGGAGAGGGGUAUUUUGAAGCCAUGGCUGGCAGAAUCCAUUGAUAUGGGGACUGACUGAAUAUCUCUGAUCUACAAACCUAAAUUAUUUUGUGUUAAUUACCUCUCAAGAGCAGUUUUUCAAAACCCAACAUUUUCUUUAGGUGUGUGUGUAAAAAAAAACUACAUUAGAACUGCCCACACUCUAUAGUAAUUUGGUAAGUAUCAUUCACACCAAACACGAAAUUUGAUAUAUAGCAUGACUGCUGUACCCAUAGGACACUUAUGUAUUUAUGUAUUCUGUAUUCUGACAAAGUAUAUAACCUCUAGACCAGUGACUCCCAAAGUGGGCGCUACCGCCCCCUGGUGGGCACUGCAGCGAUCCAGGGGGGCGGUGAAUAACUAUUACCUUUCUAUUCGAAGUUUAAAAAAUAGUUUCAUAAUUUCAAACUUCAGUGUUUCUAAUUUACACCUUUCUUUACUAUAUUUUACAAAAGGGGUAGAAACAUUAAUAUAUCUUUCUGUUUAAUUGCUAUUAAAAAAUUAAAAAAUAAUUUCCAAGGGGGGCUGAGUAAUAUAUUUUCUGGAAAGGGGGCGGUAGGCCAAAUAAGUUUGGGAACCACUGCUCUAGACAGUUUCUUGGUCGUUCAGUGGAAGUUUAUAGCAUUUCGGGGCUGGAAAUAAUUUGUUUAAUUAGGAUUUGCUUUUAUUCAAGUUUUGCAUAUCCACCCAAAAUCCGGGUCGAUAUCUCCCAUAGAUGGGUGGUGAUGAUGGUAUUGUAAUUUAGGUGAUUGAAAUAGGGCUGUCAGGAAUUUCCUGGAUCCAACAACCAGCUAGCUACCAUGAUUUGUUGAUUACGAGACUAUGGAUUUUGUGAGCUACUACACACAAUACCAUAGUUUAAUAUAUUACAUUACUACAUUAUUUCCACUUUAUGUACAAUAUAACACUUCCACAUGGUUCACCCUAAAACUUGCAGACAUUUAACAACACAUAGGGCUCAUAUUGAGUUUUCGCAGUGUGCUCAAUGUCGACAGCCAAUUAUGAUAGCACAAGGCAGUGUCUGAAAUAAAAGACUCUUGAUAGUUCAAGGGCUAUUAUAAUUUCAUUUUCAGAUACCAAAUUCUACAAUUACUACAUUCAAAAGACAUCCAUUAAAAUAGUCUCACUGAAAAACACAGGUAAUUGACAAAAGUAUCAUUUUUCCAUGUUUAACAGCCUUGAAGCAAAAAGCAGCCUCUAUAAAAGUGUUUUCAAUGCAAGGUCUUUUUUGCAGAAUGUACUGGUGAACAAAAUAAUUAUACAGUAGAGUCUCGCUUAUCCAAUCUUCACUUAUCCAACGCAGUCUGCCUUUUAGUAAAUGUUUUUGUAGUCAAUGAGCAAGCCAGCUGCAAUUAACUGCAAUGAAUCACUCUGACCAGGAGGUCAUGAGUUCGAGGCCUGCUCGGAGCCUAUGUUUGUCUUUGUUCUAUGUUAAAAGGCAUUGAAUGUUUGCCUAUAUGUGUAAUGUGAUCCGCCCUGAGUCCCCUUCGGGGUGAGAAGGGCGGAAUAUAAAUGCUGUAAAUAAAUAAAUAAAUAAUACAUUG
Anolis carolinensis (green anole) is the source of this 4551-nucleotide messenger RNA. It is a transcript of the gene echdc1, whose product is annotated as ethylmalonyl-CoA decarboxylase 1. Gene Ontology annotation, cellular component: cytosol. Gene Ontology annotation, biological process: fatty acid beta-oxidation. The transcript is spliced from 6 exons. Lineage: Eukaryota; Metazoa; Chordata; Lepidosauria; Squamata; Anolidae. Gene Ontology annotation, molecular function: catalytic activity. Bases 118 to 1023 code for a protein of 301 amino acids. The record is from RefSeq and is a predicted model, not a curated record.